This is a messenger RNA of Prorocentrum cordatum, 400 nucleotides long. Lineage: Eukaryota; Dinophyceae; Prorocentrales; Prorocentraceae. The record is from the annotation of a GenBank genome assembly.
AGAAUUCCUUGUCGAGUGGGCCGGCGCGGCCAGCAGCGGCAGCGGGGCCGCGGCGGCAGCCGGGCCGCGGCUGAGGUGCACCCGCGCCAGGGAGAAAGUGCAGAGGGGGCGACUUGCUGGGACCCUCCCGAAGAGAUCACGGAGGGCGAGAUCAUCUUCGGCGACGUAUUCUGCGGCACCAAAUUGCUGCAGGCACGGGAGACCUGCUACGUGAGCGUGCUCCACCGCGGCGUCAUCGCCAGGGCGUUCGAGGAGCUGCCAGAGGAACGGGCCGAGCUGCUGGACACGGUCGCGGGCGAGGGAACCAGGACCCCCAAGAACGUCAAGAUCCUCCGAGAUCGGUGCAUCUUCUCGGGAGCCUCCCCGGAGUUCAUCAAAACGCUGGAAGCGAAAGCGCAGG